AUGGCAGAGGACUCAUUGAAUAUUCCUACGGGAAGUCGGAUGUCGCUAGAUAGUACCAGUAUAAACCUCAAUGAUGAUUUAUCCUCAGAACAUUCAUCCCAAAUCACCGAUAGUAUCAGCAGCAUUAAACAAAAUGAUAAUCAUAAACGAUCAGGAUCAACUACAUCUUUCCCAAUUAAUAAUAAUAGAACUAGUAUAGAUAAUGAAAGUGUCUUCCUGUCUAAUGCAUAUUUCAGUUUUUAUAAUCUUGAUGAGAGUAGUAGCAAGAAAGAUGAUAUUUAUUCUCCCCUUGGUCCCAAUUCAAUCUAUGAAUUAACUAGUGGGUCAGAUAUUGCAAGAGCUAGAAGAAAUCGUCCUUCUAAAACUUCAGUAACGAUAAAUGGAGGAGCUAGAACUGUGUAUAAUUUGAAUAUUCCAACUACUAAAGAUAUACCGCAGAUUCAAUUGCUGAAAUUGAAAACUAAAGUUGCAAAUAAAGAAUUACAAGAGAAAUAUAUUAAAAAAGUAUCACAUGAAUAUAAAAACUUUGAAACUAGUUAUAAAUUAUUAACUGAAGAUACAUUACAAAGAUUUACUCAACAAGAGAAUAUGUCAACUUCAUCAUCAGUAGGGAAUUUGCAAAUUAUUGAUCUGAUUUCUGAUAUACCUUCAGUAUUUCUAAACCCUGAUUUUCAAUUAGAUGAUCCUAGAACAUUCAAACAAGUUAUAGAAGAUGUCAAUAUUUCACCAGGUGAAGAUGACGAUCCUGCACUUAGUUUAGUCAAUAAUACUGAAUUACAAGAUAAAUUAUCUAAUUAUUUAGAUAUCGUGGAACAAAAUUUAAUUCAAGAAAUAGGAAAAUCUUCUGAUUCAUUCUUUAAUGCAAUUGGUGAUAUAGAAAGAAUCCAAUCUCGUUCAAAUAAUUGUGUGGAGAGUUUUAAUGGUAUAAUGCAUAAACUUCAAGAACUUGAAGUUAAUCAAUCUGAACAAGGUUUGAAAGUUUUACGUAAAUUAAUUGAAAAGAAAAAUGUUGAACAUUUGGAAUCAUCAUUAUUACAAAUACAAUAUAUUACUUCAAUUUUCUCACUUGCUAAUAAAUCAUUUUCUAAUGGUAAAUAUUCAAAAUGUUUAAAUGAAAUUGUCCUUGUCGAGAAUUUAUUAAGGGGAGUGAAUUAUGAAGAUCUCAUAGAUGAUGAAUUGAAAAGAUUAUACCCGAAGUUAAACUACCCACUUGUUAAUCUUACAAGCUUACCUGCAUUCGUUCAUUUAAGAAACGACUUAUUCAAUCUCAAACAUGAAUGUUCAAAAGGAUACAUUGAUGAUUUCAUAGAUUUGUUAACUGAAGAUUUAACCCUGCAUUAUAAAAAUAUUCCAACUAGGGAUACUCUUAAUAGAAUAUAUGUUAAUAAGGAUAAAACCAGGAAAUAUAAUUCAAGACCAGUCAAUAAUUCAUAUCUAAAUGUGGAUGAUACAAAAAGAGCAAAAAUACGUGAAAUCGUCAAAGAUUUGGGAAAGGCAGGCAGCCUUUCACUCGCAUAUACUUCAUAUCAACACCGUUUCGUAACUGAGAUCAAAGAUAUAAUCAAACAAAAUCUUCCACUGGCUCAACAACUGACCGAAAUGUCUAGUGGACCAUCCAGAUCCUCACCAGCACCUGAGAUGCCUGUACCCAAAUCGGCUCCAAAUGCCUUAAGUACAAAUAUCAAGAGUUUGACGCCACGAGAAUUUGAAACUAUAUUUUCUAAAACAUGUGCUGAAUUAUCAGAAUGUUUAAGAAGAUUAACCGUACAUCAAAAAUUAUUAUUAGAUAUUGCAUUGACUACAUUACCACCGAAUGCAGAUAUUGAUAUUAUGACAUUAGAUAUCACGUCAGCAAUCAAUAAAGCAAUUGACUUGACUCAAAUUAGAUUAAUGAAAGUUAUUAGUGUCCGACUGGAACAGACUGCUGAUUUACCGGUGCAGUUUUAUCUUAGACUUUAUUCAAUCACUUCGGCAUAUUUACAAGAAUGUGAAUUGAUAAAUCCUGGAUUUGCAAUGAGUGGGGCUGGGAAUGCAUUGGGUGAAUGGUUUAGUAAUCAUAUUACAUAUUUUGUUCAUCGAUUCCAUGUGAAUACCAUAGGAGACAUGUCGACGGAGUGUACCAGAGAAGUUUGGAAAGAAGUUUUGGAUCCAAUUAAAUUGACACCGGCACAGGUUAUUAUUAAUGAUUUGUUGGAAUAUUCGAAAUAUAUUGAACUGAAUGGUACAGUUGGAUUUUCGGGAGAAAAAUGGUUACAACAUUUUGAUUUUUAUGAUGAUGGUGAGAAUAAGGUUAGUAAUGAAGAUGAGGCUGAGGUUUUACCUAUAACUAAGUUAAAAAUUGGAAAUGACAUGUUUAUGGUGCCUAAUUUAUCAGUCAGAUCAACUCAGCAUAUUCGUGAUUAUUUGAUUAUCGCAAAAGCGUUUCCUAGCUUUUCACCAACUGUUGAAAAUAAUUUGUUGAAUUAUUUUAAGGUUAUGAAUUCCAAGGCUUCACAAGCGGUGUUGAAUGCUGGAGCAACGAGAACUGCAGGAUUGAAACAUAUAACCACCAAACAUUUAGCAUUAUGUAUUCAAUUUGUUGAAUUCAAUAUUUCACUAUUAGAAGGUAUAACUGGCUGUUUUAAAUCUGAUGGUCAAAUAAAUGGACAACAACUGCAUGGAAAUCAACAGGAUGAACUCAGCAUCACUAGAAUUAUAAGUAAUUACAAAGAUCAUGAAACUGAACUUUUCUCAAAAGUAGUUGGAAUGAUGUAUGAUCGUACAGUCAUGAGAUGUGCAAGUUUGACUAAAAUUGAUUUAUCCGUGCCUGUUAAAUACCCACAACCUUGUCAUUCAUAUAUGGAAGAUUUAGUUAAGGAUACAAUUACGGUUUCAAAAGUUCUUACCAGAUAUUUACCCGAUUUGAAAUGUUCUUUGAUCCUACUGCAAAUAUUUGAUAAUUAUAAACGAUUAUUUGUGGAAGCAUAUUGUACUAAAUUACCCGUAUUCAAAGAUUUUAAUGAAAAGCAUAAUAUAUUAAAAGAUAUUGAUUAUUUUAGGGUCAAAUUAGGUGAUGUUAUAGGCUAUGGAAAUUCAGGACAAGUGAUUUGGGAAAAUGUAAAUUCAAUGCCAACUGAAGAAGAUACCAAGAUGGAACAAAUCAUGAAACAUAGUAUUCUGGAUGAAAGAAAACAAACGGAAAAACAAAAAGAGGCGAAAUUACCUCUGCCACCACCGCCGCCAAGACCUCAAACUACCAAGAGACUUUCGUUCGAAAGAUUGAUUUCAUCAGCGAGAAGUUCGUUUGAGCGUCAUAAGACUGAAGAGCAUAAAGAAGAACCUCCAAUUCCAGAAGUCAAAGAUGAAUCCCCAAAGCCGGAAUCCAAAGAUGAACCAGCAACGUCGGAAAGUAAAGUGGAAGAUGCAAAAUCAGAAGCGAAAGAAGAAACCCCGGGAUUGGACGCAUCGUUAACAAGUAUACAAGACCUGACAGAGGCGAAUAAAAAGUUAGAAGAGGAUUUAACACAAGAGAAGCACGCUGAAGCCACGGGACCUGAAGUAGUUGAGCCAGAAGCGAUAUUUGAUGUGACUCAAGAUAGUCCAGAACCUGAAAUCAAAGAUGAGAAAACCACGGCAAACAUCGACGGAGACCAGAAAUUAGGAGAAGCUGAGGCAGACAAAAAGAGUCUUGAAGAGCCAACUUCCACUGCGGCUGUUGAAAACGCAAUAAAGGGAGAUGAAAUUGCAGAAACGUAUACAGACCAAGAAAUGGCCGAAUCGCAUACUGAGCCCUCGUUAACUAAUGCUACCGAAAAAGACGGAGUCCCGGUUAUUGCUGAAAGUAAUACCCAGGAAGAUGUACCGACUUCGAAGGAUUUCCAAUCUGAAGAGGCUGAUAUGGAAAAGGAUGAAUUGGAAGUUUUAUUUGAUGCUACAGAAGCUAGUGAUACAGAAGUUUUAUUUGAUGCAACAGAAGAAGAAGGUGCAGAACAAAUUGACACGAAAGAGGAAGAAGCUCAGCAAAAUGAACCUGAUCAAUCGGUGGAAGCUACAGAAACUAGUUCGGCUCAAGUUGAAGAUAAGACUAAAAAGGUCGAAAUUGGAGUGCAAGAUGCAAGUGAGGAUAUUCCCGAAUCCGUUAUUAAAAGUGAAGAUUCUGAAUCGAAGGAAGAGCAACUUCCUUCGGAUGAAAGCAGAGAAUCGGAAGCCGUGAAACCAGUUGAAGUGCCAGAAGUUACUUUAAAAGAUGUCGAAGAUUCCAAAACCAUUAUAGAAAGUUCCCCAGAAGUCGAGAGUAAACAAGAAAUUGUUUCAGCGGACCGGAAUGUUUCGUCCAUAGGAAAUCCUGGCAAGGAGAACUUGGAUGGAGUUUCUAAAGGAGAUCAAGACGAAUCUGGCUUGCAAAAUAAUGUUAACGGUAGCAGAGAUACUGUUGACGACUCCGUUACAAACAUGGAAGAUACGGAUGUAGUGAAGCAGAACGAUGCUGCAGCAGAAGUAAUCGACAUAUCCGAAGACGUGCAGUCUGUUGCAGAGACUGAAGUAAAAAGGGAAAUUGAAUCGAGUAAUGCACCUGACGUUGAGGCGGAAAUACUGAACGGAUCUAAUGACAAUACCGACAAUCUAGUGGAUCAAUCAAAACAAAAGCAGUCCAAACCAAAGAAUCAAGGGAAGAAGAAAAAGAACCAAAAGAAAAAGAAGAAGUAG
This is a messenger RNA of Hemisphaericaspora subhashii, 4686 nucleotides long. RefSeq lists its product as uncharacterized. Bases 1 to 4686 code for a protein of 1561 amino acids. The record is from RefSeq and is a predicted model, not a curated record. NCBI's taxonomy places the organism in Eukaryota, Fungi, Ascomycota, Pichiomycetes, Serinales, Debaryomycetaceae. Gene Ontology annotation, molecular function: syntaxin binding. Gene Ontology annotation, cellular component: GARP complex. Gene Ontology annotation, biological process: Golgi to vacuole transport; retrograde transport, endosome to Golgi. The transcript has a single exon.